This is a messenger RNA of Copidosoma floridanum, 1027 nucleotides long. RefSeq names its product DNA excision repair protein Ercc1 (gene Ercc1). Lineage: Eukaryota; Metazoa; Arthropoda; Insecta; Hymenoptera; Encyrtidae. Gene Ontology annotation, molecular function: single-stranded DNA binding; damaged DNA binding. The record is from RefSeq and is a predicted model, not a curated record. Gene Ontology annotation, cellular component: nucleotide-excision repair factor 1 complex; ERCC4-ERCC1 complex; nucleus. Gene Ontology annotation, biological process: mitotic recombination; UV-damage excision repair.
UUGACGCAUUGUACAAGGUGAAAAAAAAAAUAUAUAAAAUGCGCGAAGUAACGAAAAUACAACGAUAUUUGAAUUAAGUGCGCUAAAACAGUUUUAGAAUAAGCAGUUUGAGUUUAAGUAUAAAUACAAAAAUGAGCUAUGAAAAUGUAGCUGCUAAUGGUGAACCGGAGGAAAAAAAGAGGAAAUUGGAGGAAACUGGUUCCCUUGGAGCUGUUUUAAGUAAUUUGAAACAAUCCGAAUUUUAUAAUAAAAAUGAAAUAGCCGAGUUGAAAAAAGAAUCUUUCGAACUGUCAAAGGCCAAAAGCUCGUCUAAGGGAAGUCCGUUACUUAUCAAUCCAAAACAAAGAGGCAAUAAAGUGAUUAAAUACAUCACUAGUGUACCAUAUGAGUAUGUGGACAUAGUACCGGAUUACGUUCCAAGCAAAAGUUCCUGUAUUUUAUUUUUGUCUCUUCGUUAUCAUCAAUUGAACCCUGAUUACAUACACGAAAGAUUGAAAAUUCUUGGCUCAUCUUACACUCUUCGUGUACUUUUGGCGCAGGUUGAUGUUCCAGAGCCACAUCAUUCGUUGAAAAACCUAACAAGAAUUUGUCUUCUGGCUAAUUUGACAUUGAUGCUGGCAUGGAGUCCAGAGGAAGCAGGAAAAAUUAUUGAAAUGUACAAAGUUUAUGAAACAAAACCACCUGACAUGAUUAUGGAGAAAAGUGACUCUGCACCUCUACAAAAACUGAGCAAUGCCUUAACAUCUGUUCGAUCUGUAAAUAAAACUGAUGCAACGAAUUUUUUGACAACAUUUAAAACACUCGAAGGAAUAAUUAAUGCCCCAGUAGGAUCAUUAGCUUUGUGUCAUGGAGUUGGUCACCAUAAAGCACAAAGGCUAUACAAAACGUUGCAUGAACCAUUUCUAAGAGAAAAAAAUAAUUAAGAAACCAACAUUUUUUGUACGUUUGCAUGUUAUACAUUCAAAAUACUUAUCGAAUUGAUUUAAUAUAAAUAAAACCAAUCCUCUUGGUAAAAAAAGAACCUUGU